UGGGAAUUAUUAUAUGCCCAGCGCGAAAUGCGUGACGAAACCACUUGCUCCAAGGUCCACGAACUGCUGGAGUCACAGAAAUGCGACUUUGUGCGAAAAGUGCCGGAUUGCCUAGUCAAUAUGAAUUUGAUCAACUACCUGGGUUGGCAUUACUGCAAGGUGGACGUCCGGAAUAGCUUCAAUUCCUCCUGGAGUGUGUUGGGCAUGUUUCUGAUUGCCGUCUACGUCUUCUGGAUGAUGCAGAUAACCAUAAAAAACUAUUUUUGUCCCACCCUGAUGGUGAUUGCGGACCUACUGCGAAUGAACGAGAGCACGGCUGGAGUUACGGUUCUGGCCGUUGCCAGCGGAUCGCCGGAUUUCUUCACGGCAAUCGCCUCGAGAAUGCAGGGCUCCAAGUACUCCUUCCUCGCGUGCAUGUCGCAGGCCAUGUUCCUGCACUUCUUUGUGGCCGGACUGGUGAUCCUGACCAAGCCCUUCCACAUGCAGCCAAACACAUACCUGAGGGAUUUCGGUUUCCUGUUCCUCAACACCGUCUACAUGGACUACAUACACAAGCGACCCCAUGGAAUCAGCUGGGUAGCUGCCUUGCCCAGUGCCUUUAUAUUCGUGGGCUAUGUGGUGGUGACCAUCGUUGAUCAGUACUUGCUGAUUGCCCGCAUACAAAAGAUGGAGCAACGACAACUGAAUGUUGCCGAGGCGCUGCAGCUGGAGGCACUGAAGCCGCAGAAGGAGUUGCCACUGAUGCGCCCGGAAAUCCAACGCCCAUCCAUGGGUCAGGGCAGUCGAAAUAAGCGAAUAUUCCGGCAAUUCUGGAACACCGUCGCCGAAUUCGACCAGGAUCGCUUCCAGCGUGGUACCCUCCUGCUGAAGGUGUUCCUGAUAGUGAAGCAACCCAUCGACAUGUUGCUGAGACUACUCAUACCAAAGGUCGACAUGAACGCGCCUCUCUACGGAUGGUCCAAGCUGCUCUUCAACAUGCAGGUGGUUCUCGUGCCCACCUACAUAGCCUACAUAAUACUUAGGGGAUAUAGCGUUGCGGGCUUCGCCGCCUAUAUGAUUGCGCUUAUCAGCAUGGUUCCUGUGGCUAUCUUGAUAUUUUUCCUCACGCGCACUGACACCCCGCCCAUCUUUUUCCGGUAUACAUCUGGCAUGGGCUUCCUGGCCGCCGUCUUCCUCAUCUUCUGCCUGACAACCGAGGUGAAUGCCAUGUUCUUCACGAUGGCGACCAUAUUGAAUGUGAGCCAGGAAUUCCUGCUGGCGACCGCCGUGUGCUGGGCACUGAGCAGCAACGACUUGGUGGCGAAUCUCUCACUGUCCCACCAGGGAUGGCCUCGCAUGGCCAUGACGGCCACGUUCUCCGCGCCAGUAUUUGGAUCCUUUGUGUUUUUGGCCAUGCCCUUGUUGGUGAACUCGUUUGUAGAAGCGCCCGGGAAUAUAUACCCAGCGGAAGGCAGAUUCGGGGAGACGGCGUGCAUCUUCUUGGAGGUCGGAAUGGGCUUCUCGAUGCUCUCCGUGCUAACCACGAACUUUAAGCUGCGACGAGCUUGUGGCUUUCUGCUGGUUACCUACUACAUCUUCUUUCUGGGAGUGCUCAUACUUCUGGAGAAGGGCGUGAUCCAUGCAUACGGCGUGUAAACAGGAAGGAAAUUGUGCUGAGAGCUUGAAACCUAUAAAAUAUGCAAAUUGCGAGAUGAUUUAUGCCUCAUUAUAUAGCCAAUUUCAUUC
Molecule: messenger RNA, 1725 nt
Organism: Drosophila erecta
Lineage: Eukaryota; Metazoa; Arthropoda; Insecta; Diptera; Drosophilidae
Product: mitochondrial sodium/calcium exchanger protein
Exons: 7
Coding region: 28-1635 (535 amino acids)
Biological process (GO): intracellular calcium ion homeostasis; transmembrane transport; monoatomic cation transport
Cellular component (GO): membrane
Molecular function (GO): calcium:sodium antiporter activity
Source: RefSeq, a predicted model, not a curated record